ACCAACCCUUCUUCUUGUUUUAUUUUAAAACAGUUUAUGGCAUGACGGAUUACCGCUUACCAACGAUGAAUCUGUGGACGGACGAUAACGCUUCGAUGAUGGAAGCUUUCCUGGCUUCCGAUCUAGGUUUUGGUUGGGCUUCUUCGUCUUCGGCUUCGACGACACCUAAUACAGCUGAUCCCUCCAGAAUUCUCGCUCAAGCUCAACCCCUGCCUUCGAUGUUACUCAGUCAGGAGACGCUUCAGCAGAGGCUACAAACCCUAAUUGAGGGUGCUCGCGAGAGCUGGACUUAUGCGAUUUUCUGGCAAUCUUCGGUUGACAACAUGUCCGGUGCUUCUCUGCUAGGGUGGGGUGAUGGGUAUUAUAAGGGAGAAGAGGUUAAGAUGAAGAGGAAGAUGACGCCUGCUUUGGCGGCGGAGCAGGAGAGCCGGAAGAAAGUGUUGCGAGAUCUCAAUUCAUUGAUCUCCGGUGUGCCGGCUUCUUCCGACGACACUGUCGAUGAAGAGGUUACCGAUACAGAGUGGUUCUUUCUUGUAUCGAUGGCUCAAUCGUUUGUUGAUGGUGGUGGUCUUCCUGGUCAAGCGUUCUUCACUUCGACACCGGCUUGGCUUACCGGAAGAGAGAGGCUUGCGAGUUGUUCUUGCGAGCGAGUACGGCAAGGGCAGGUCUUUGGGUUGCAGACGAUGGUUUGUAUUCCUUCUGCGAAUGGCGUGGUUGAAUUAGGUUCGACGGAAUUGAUUUUCCAGAGCUCGGAUCUGAUGAACAAGGUUAGGGUUUUGUUUAAUUUCAACAAUCUUGAAAUGGGUUCUUGGCCGACGGCUCAGACGGACCAAGGUGAGAACGAUCCGUCUUCGCUCUGGCUCUCAGAUCCGUCUUCAUCGGUGAUCGAAAUUAAAGACUCUGUUAAUACGCCCCCAGCUGCUACUGCUGCUGUUACUGCUACAACUACAGCCCCUACCAUUGUUCCUGAGAUUUCCAAGUCAAUUCAGUUCGAACAUCCAAGCACGAGUAGCUUAACUGAAAACCCUAGCACGAUAACCAUACAGCAUCAUCAGCAGACACAGACGCAGAGCUUCUUCCCUAGAGAAUUGAACUUCUCUGAAUUUGCAUUCGAUGGAAGCAGUGCCAUGAACGGAGCUUCUUCGUGCAAGCCGGAGUCUGGCGAGAUCUUGAAUUUUGGGGAGAGCAAGAGGACCUCGAGCAGUGCUAAUGGUACUCCGUUCUCAAACAAUUCAACACAAUUUGCUGCAGAUGAUAAGAAGAAGAAGAGAUCUGCCACAUCAAGGGGCAGUAACGAAGAGGGCAUUCUCUCAUUCACUUCCGGGGUAGUAUUGCCUUCUUCUGGUGUUGUUAAGUCAAGCUGUGGAACCGGUGAUUCUGAUCACUCUGACCUUGAAGCUUCGGUUCGAGAGGCUGAGAGUAGCAGAGUAGUUGACAUUGAGAAGCGACCUCGGAAGCGAGGAAGGAAACCCGCCAAUGGCCGAGAGGAACCACUGAACCAUGUUGAAGCAGAGAGACAGAGGCGUGAGAAGCUCAACCAAAGAUUCUACGCAUUACGGGCUGUGGUACCCAAUGUCUCCAAGAUGGACAAAGCUUCCCUUCUUGGUGAUGCCAUUGCUUACAUCGAGGAGCUCAAAAAGAAGCUGAUAACGACUGAAUCAGACAAGGAGGGUUUGCAGAGUCAAGUUGAUGCCCUGAAGAAGGAGCUAGCUAGUAAAGAAUCCAGAUCUUCUGGGCCAGUUAUACCUGUACCUGAUAAUGAUCUUAAGUUCUCAAGUCAAGGAAGCAAACCAUCGGAUAUGGAAAUUGACGUGAAGAUACUUGGUUUGGAAGCCAUGAUUCGAAUCCAGUGCAAUAAGAAGAACCACCCAGCAGCAAGAUUAAUGGCUGCUCUGAAGGAGCUGGACCUAGAUGUUCAACAUGCAAAUGUCUCUGUGGUGAAGGAUUUGAUGAUUCAACAGGCUGCAGUGAAGAUGUCAAACAGGAUAUUCAGUCAAGAACAUCUCAGGAUUGCUCUAUGUGCCAAAGUUGCAGACCCUCGAUGAGCUUUUAAUAGCCCAGUUCAUACUUGAGACUUGUACAACGGCGGUCACUGGAAAGUUUUAAGAUCCCGGUGAGCAAGUUAUGUAUAUUGUUAUAUAGCAGCUCCAAAAUCUAUCUGAGUUGCAGCAAUGAAACGCUGGAGCUGAAUUCUGAAGAAGAAGAAGAUGAGAGGUCGAGUUCAUCAGUGGAAGUCCUCCGACGACAUGAGUAAUGAGAUAACUGGCAAGCCUUUUCGUGUUCAUCUUCAAUGCUUCUUCUUCUUCUUCUUCUUCUUCAUGAGUGUAUAUAGGAUCUGAGUUUUCUUUUUGGGUGGUUCUACUAGGCUCUAGCUUGUUAAUUUAGGGAUAGUAAUCUUGUAAUUUAAGUGGGAUUUCCAUAGUUGGCUGGUUCAGUACUUACUGAGACUUAGAAUCUGAUGAUGGUCUCUUGUAAUUUCAUCCUUGUCAUUCUAGUGAAUAUAAAUCCCAAGUUAAGACUGUUUGAA
Messenger RNA from Telopea speciosissima, 2527 nucleotides. RefSeq names its product transcription factor MYC2-like. Bases 42 to 2045 code for a protein of 667 amino acids. Gene Ontology annotation, biological process: regulation of DNA-templated transcription. The record is from RefSeq and is a predicted model, not a curated record. NCBI's taxonomy places the organism in Eukaryota, Viridiplantae, Streptophyta, Magnoliopsida, Proteales, Proteaceae. Gene Ontology annotation, molecular function: DNA-binding transcription factor activity; protein dimerization activity; transcription cis-regulatory region binding. The transcript has a single exon. Gene Ontology annotation, cellular component: nucleus.